Molecule: messenger RNA, 1777 nt
Organism: Ziziphus jujuba (common jujube)
Lineage: Eukaryota; Viridiplantae; Streptophyta; Magnoliopsida; Rosales; Rhamnaceae
Product: UPF0481 protein At3g47200-like
Exons: 2
Coding region: 257-1570 (437 amino acids)
Source: RefSeq, a predicted model, not a curated record
UGCCUGGUCCUUUCGAUUCUUUUUUUUAUUUGAAGUUUGUCUGUAGACUUUUUAACUUUUAAGUUUAUUUAAUAGUGAAGUUUUUCAUAUUCCAAGCAAUCUUUUGCUCCAAGAACAGAGUUACAUAUACAGAUAUAAGAGAUGAUAUUUAAGAACGGCCAUGGAAACCUUCCAAAGUUUCCUAAGUAUUCAUAAGUCCUGUAUCAGUUUUCCGCAUUAAUCCAGGAUAUACAAGGGCAUUGAAGAGGAUUCUACUAUGAAUACUCAAGAACCUACCGAUAACAAUGGAGCUUAUACUUCAGUUUCUCCCGAAGAUCACGAUGAAGCAUUGGCUAAUUACAUGCAAGCAACGCUUUACAAUGACUCACCCUUGUCUUCAAAGUGUUGCAUCUUCAGAAUUCCUGACGUAUUUCGCAGACACAACGAGAAAGUAUACGAACCAGAUGUGAUUGCCAUCGGACCCUUCCACCACAGAAAACCAAGCUUGCAGCCGAUGGAAAUUGUGAAAAAAUGGUAUUUACGAACCCUUCUCUCACGUUUGAAUAUAAGCAUGCUUGGCUUGGUUAAAGGCAUUAAAGAAUUUGAGAAACGUGCACGUGACUGUUAUCAAGAACCGAUUGAUCUUGAUCAGAAUGAAUUCAUAGAAAUGCUAAUCAUUGAUGGUUGUUUCUUGGUCGAACUUUUUCGUAAAGAGACGAUUUCUGAAUUAAGAAGCAUGGAUGAUCCUAUAUUCAACAUGGCUUGCAUGCAUCAAUUUUUAUACCAUGACUUGUUGUUGCUUGAGAAUCAGCUCCCUUGGUUUGUUCUUCAAUACUUGUUCAACUUGACCAUGGAAAAUGACCAAAGAACCUUGUCCCUAACUGAGCUUGUCCUCAAAUUCUUCCAAGCCUGUUUCCCACUAACCAACCAUUCCAAAUCAAGUCCCCGAUUAGACUUAGAGAACUUGCACAUUGUGGAUCUGAUAAGAAAUGUUCUGAUUUCAUCAUUUCCAGGUGUUCAAAGUGGUCCAAAGCCAGAGAAGCCAAAACUUAUUCCUUGUGUGACUGAACUUAUAAAGGCAGGAGUGAAAUUCACCAAGAGUUCCUCAGAUAACAUGAUGGAUAUAGUGUUUACAAACGGAACUUUUGAAAUUCCACCGUUUUCGAUCGAAGAGACCACAGAACCUAUCUUCAGAAACCUGAUUGCUUUCGAGCAAUGCUAUCACAGUUGUGAAGAUAAGAUCACAUCUUAUGCAAUUCUGAUGGAUAACCUAAUCAACACCAGCAAAGAUGUGGAAAUUCUUAGUGAUAAAGGGAUUAUUGAUAACUGGUUGAGCGCUGAAGAUGCUUCUCAGUACUUCAACAGGCUCUACAAUGACACUUUUGUGACCACUUUCUUCUACAGCGAACUCUGCAAGGACGUGAAUGAAUAUUAUCGGGCGAAAUGGCCCAAGUGGAGAGCAAUUUUAUUUCGAGAUUAUUUGACAAACCCAUGGACUAUCAUUUCUCUUGUUGCUGCCUUCGUCCUUCUGGUUCUUACCUUCUUGCAGACUUUCUACUCAAUUAAGCAAUUUUACUCUUCUGGUGACUGAAAUUUUUGGCAAGAAAUUCAGACCACCUUGAUUUUAAUGUAUCGUGUAUUAAAUAAUCUUUCAAUAUUGAUUUUAAUGUAUCGUGUAUUAAAUAAUCUUUCAAUACCUUCAAAUGGCAUGCGUUAGAUACCCUUUGUUAGAGAGACAUGUUAGAGAAAUAAACUGGUUUGCCAAAUUGUAUGUUGCAUUAAUAUAUUAAUAAGCAGU